Molecule: messenger RNA, 1494 nt
Organism: Cinclus cinclus
Lineage: Eukaryota; Metazoa; Chordata; Aves; Passeriformes; Cinclidae
Gene: LPXN
Product: leupaxin
Exons: 6
Coding region: 139-1317 (392 amino acids)
Biological process (GO): muscle structure development; actin cytoskeleton organization
Cellular component (GO): filamentous actin; Z disc; adherens junction
Molecular function (GO): actin binding; muscle alpha-actinin binding
Source: RefSeq, a predicted model, not a curated record
AGCUCCCGCCAGGAUGCCCAGCAUGGUACCCUGAAGGUGCCACUGCCACCGCGAGCUCAGCCUCCAGGAGAAGGUUUGGAUUCAGUGUACAGGUAAAAACGGCCAUGGGAGGGAAAGCCCUCUGGGGCUGUCUGUUCCAUGCUGGGAUCUGCUAUCCAGGGUCACCUGGGACAAAUCCUGCAUCCCUGCAGUGUUCCUUGCAGUGGCCUGUGGGAAAGGGCUGUGUUUCAGGGGUGGAGGGGUCUUGGUGCCGGCCUUGGGGUGGACACCACAGCAUCUCCCCUCUCUGCCAUGUCCAGCACCCCUGUGCAAAUCCCAAAGCCGCUGCUCCCCUCACCCCCACGCACAGAGGCCGCCUCACAGCUGGAUGAGCUCCUGGCUGACCUGGGCCACACACAGAGCAAGCAGCUGGCAGCUGCAGGGCAGGGAGCCGGGUUGCCCACGGAAUCCGUGCUGGACAACAUGCUGGACAGCCUCACCCGGGACCUGCAGGAGCUGGGCAUCACGGCCGCACCCGCUGGCGUCUGCGCCGCCUGCCACAAGCCCAUCGCUGGCCAGGUGCUCACAGCCCUGGGCAAAACCUGGCACCCCGAGCACUUCACAUGUGCCCACUGCGGGCAGGAGCUGGACAAGGGGCCCUUCUUCGAGCAGGGCGGGCGGGCGUUCUGUGAGGAGGAUUAUCACCAGGCCUUCUCCCCACGCUGUGCCUACUGCGCCGGCCCCAUCCGCGAGAAAGUCCUCACGGCCCUGGAGCAGACCUGGCACCCUGAGCACUUCUUCUGUGCCCACUGCGGGAAGGUGUUUGGAGAUGAGGGGUUCCUGGAGCGUAAUGGGAAGCCGUACUGCCACCAGGACUUCCUGGCCAUGUUUGCCCCCAAAUGCCAGGGUUGUGAACGCCCUGUCAUGGACAGCUACCUGUCAGCCCUGCAGGGUGUCUGGCACACCGAGUGCUUCGUGUGCACGGUGAGUGGGACAGUGACCGGGAUGGUGGACAUUCACAUAACGGGGGUGUUCCCAGGGCCAUGCCAGCCUUCCCCUCUCGUUCCCCAGGAGUGCCUGACUGGCUUCAGCAGCGGGUCCUUCUUUGAGCUGGAGGGGCGGCCCUACUGCGAGCUGCACUUCCACCAGCGGCAGGGCACCCUGUGCCACAGCUGUGGCCGCCCCAUCACCGGGCGCUGCAUCACGGUCGUGGGGCGCAGGUACCACCCCGAGCACUUCGUCUGCAGCUACUGCAUGCGCCGCCUGCACAAGGGCACCUUCAGCGAGUGUGGCGACAAGAUGUACUGCCAGCCCUGCCAUGACAAGCUCUUUCUCUAAGCCCUUCCCUGCCUGGAUGGCCCCAGCAUCAGCAUGCCUGGCCUUGUCCCUGCUGGCCCAAACACACCUCAUAUCCCACCCAUCAACAGCCCCAGCGCUGGUCUCCCUAAGCCAACUGUCCCCAGCCUUGUUGCUGCCCAGCCAAGCAUCAUUCCUUGUCCCCCUCCCUGCAAGACA